Messenger RNA from Fusarium verticillioides 7600, 1543 nucleotides. Its product is annotated as NEDD8-conjugating enzyme UBC12. Bases 339 to 896 code for a protein of 185 amino acids. The transcript has 4 exons. The record is from RefSeq and is a predicted model, not a curated record. NCBI's taxonomy places the organism in Eukaryota, Fungi, Ascomycota, Sordariomycetes, Hypocreales, Nectriaceae.
CACUCACACGACCUAUCAUGCGUUCGUUAUUCUGGUGGUACCUUAUCGCGUAAACUUCGGUGGGGUUUAAGGAUCAGGCUUGUGGCUGCCUUACGCCGUGUUAUCUUAUCAAGCAUCAUCACCUUUUCCACUACGCACGACUAGACCCUGCUCGCAACUGAGUUCAGCGCAUUCACAACCAAUCUCUCAGAAUCGUGCAGUGCUGCUUGCCCUACGUUAUCCUACAGCUUGGGAGUUUUUGUCGUGCCUGGGCUCUUACACUUCUUUUUUUGUGAUCUCAUCAAGGAUCUUUCCACAGCGCAUAACGACAGCCCAAACCUGGGCACCCCACAUCCACGAUGUUGAAGAUAUGGUCGAUGAAAAAGGAGCAGAAGGAGGCAGAGAACGCCGAGGGCCAGGCGACGGGUGGUAAGAAGAAGAAGGUGACUGCAGCUCAGCUGCGCGUGCAAAAAGAUCUUUCAGAACUUUCCCUCGGAUCAACGAUGAAGACAGAGUUCCCCGACCCCGAUGACAUCCUCAACUUCGUACUCACGAUCGACCCUGAUGAGGGCAUGUACCGAGGCAGCCGCUUUACCUUCGAUUUCACCAUAAACCAGAACUUCCCCCACGAGCCUCCCAAGGUCCGAUGCCGAGAAAAGAUCUACCAUCCCAAUAUCGAUCUUGAGGGAAAGGUCUGCCUGAACAUUCUACGAGAGGACUGGAAGCCAGUGCUGAACUUGAAUGCUGUGAUUGUUGGCCUGCAGUUCCUGUUCCUCGAACCCAACGCAUCGGACCCGCUCAACAAGGAGGCUGCUGAAGAUCUACGAAACAACCGAGAGGGAUUCAAGCGCAACGUGAGGACUGCUAUGGGUGGUGGAGUAGUCAAGGGCAGGACAUACGACAGGGUCCUGAAAUAGAUUUGGAAUAAGACAAAUAAACCGGAGUCCCAGGUAUGGAAAACCAGAAGGGAUGGGCCGUUAAGAUUUUGGGACGAUACAACGACUUAAUGGGUGUUUGAGACAGACAAGCAUUUGAUAACAAAGAGCAUCGCGUGGCGUCUGAUAAACCCAUGAUCUUGAUUAGGCAAUCCUUCAAUCUCCAAACUUCCAUGAUUGUUGAUAGUGACCGGAUUUGGUCGAGAGGUGAGUCGAUGGCGAGACCUGGGAGGCGGGGUAGAGUCGACCUGAGAGCUGAGCUUGCGAUGCCUACUCAGGUACAGAUGAUCACAAGCUCACUUUAACCACCUAGCCUGUAUUGCCUUUUUGUGGCAGAGGGAGUGUUUGGAGGCGCUUUCUCGCGUUCAGUGGUACUCUAUUGGCUGGCGAUAUCUUGCUGCCCUGGCUGCCGACGUAAGAUCAACGGCUCAAGAAGAGCAUGGCGUGGCUUGCUUGGUUUGCUUCAUGGUCCCGUCUACGCACGUGGAGUAUAGACUAUAACGUGGAGUCUAGAAAUCUGAAUUGAGCCUCAUCGAGGUGCUAAGAGUCCGCAACCCGGAGUAAGUGGAGAUUUGAGGAGUCAACAUCGAGCCAGAUCUAGACUAUCUUGCCUGACAUGUCGACCGGAG